Molecule: messenger RNA, 5612 nt
Organism: Cotesia glomerata
Lineage: Eukaryota; Metazoa; Arthropoda; Insecta; Hymenoptera; Braconidae
Product: SUN domain-containing ossification factor
Exons: 6
Coding region: 562-4707 (1381 amino acids)
Biological process (GO): protein folding in endoplasmic reticulum
Cellular component (GO): cytoplasm; membrane
Source: RefSeq, a predicted model, not a curated record
UCUGUUAAAAUUUUUAUAGUUAUCUAUUUUAUUUUUUAAAUCCACAAAAGUGACAGAACGCUCCAAAAAGUUUUACAGUGUUUUAUCACUUACGAUCAGCUGACAACCAUCCUAUAUAUGUACCUACAAAUAUAUAUGUUCAGAGAAAUAUUUUUGACAAGAUAUAGCUGUAUAUUAUAUGCAACGUACUCAAAUAAACCAUCAUAAAAAGUAAAUCAGUUUAAUAAUAAAUAAUGGAAAUAUAUAAAAAGUAAUGAGUAUUUUUAAAUCUUCACAAUGAAACUAUUCUGUAAAAUUAACCGGAAGUUUUUCCAUUUGAACACCACACAAUACCACGUCAGUUAUUUCAUGUUGUAGUGAGUGAUUCAGUUAAUUUGUACAUUGGGUAUUUAAAUGUAGAUAAAUUUUUUAUAACCGCCUUUUUAUUUAAUCAUUAUUUUACUAGACUAUUAUAAAAUUAAAUUAUAUUAAAAUAAAAUAAUAAUAACAAAAAAUGACUAUAUAUGCACUGUGUAGACACUAGGUUAUAUAUAUUUUUAACAUGACUUUUUGGUCAAAAAGAUGAGGCUUCAUCACAACAAUUGGAUUAUUUUCAUCAUCUUUAUAGCAAAUAAUUUCUUGUUCAAUAACGUAGCCACUAAAGAUACUCCAAAUUCGCGACUUGAAAAUGAUCACGGUUAUGGGAUAGUCAAGAAUGUUUCUUCAAGUGACACUGGCCAAAGUAAACGAGAAACAUUAGAAUCUUUCCUAAUUUCUAAAAUUGAACUACCUGCUCAUGACAAGACUGAUGAAAGACAACAUAACUUUGUGGAGAAUAAUAAUCUCAAUAAAGCUGAUGAUGCUUUUCGAAAUGAAGAAACUACUCAGACGAAAAAUUUAGAUAUCAAAGAGAGUUUGACUCAACAGCCAAACCUAUCUCAAGGCAUUUCUGAUCCUGACCAAGAUGUAGUAUUGACGCUUAUUGACACAGCUUCGACAGAGCUUCAUAGUAUAGCUGAACCUCAUCUUUCAUCGAACCACGGGCAAGCAUCAACAAACAACUUUUCUCAAUCUAUAGUGUCUUCAGACUUUGAAUCUUCCGUUGAAGAUCCAGAAAAAUUGAAAAUUUCAACAGGCUCACCUGUUAAUUUAAUCGCAGAUGAGAAUAUUAUUAAUUUUGAUGAAUCUUUAUCGACAGAACAAUCAACAGAAUUUCAAAAUGAUGAAAUCCAGAGCCAGUUUUUACAAGAUCACAAGAAUUUACCAAAUGAUAGUGAGAAAAUAAGAAAAACUACCGAAGAGCUUUCUGCUUCUGGAGAACUUGAAGAAAGUACUACUCAAACGACGCUUCUUCCAGGAAGCUCUGAAGAAUCCGGUACAGUGAGUUUAGAUGGUUUCGUCGGAUCAGAUGAUUCUGAAAAUCAUGAAGAUAUUCCAUCAUACAAUGAAUGGACUCAGAAAAAAAUGGAAGAGGACGAAAAGAAAAAAACUCAUCCAAACAUAUCAAUACAAAAUCUUGGCACACCAAAUCGCAGUGUUGGAAGUAUGAAAGUUAGGUCUAAAAAUUAUGCAUCACUUGAUUGUGGUGCUAAAGUAGCUGGUUCUAAUAGCGGAGCACAAGGUGCACGAAAUGUUUUAGUAUCUACAAGAGACGAAUAUAUGCUUAAUCCUUGUACUUCCAAAGUUUGGUUUGUAGUUGAACUUUGUGAGGCUAUUCAAGCGAAAAAAAUAGAGCUAGCCAACUUUGAACUUUUUAGUUCAUCACCAAAAAAUUUUUCAGUGUUUAUAAGUAAAAACCCAACAAAAGACUGGAGUCCUGUAGGACAAUUCAUUGCUAAAGAUGAAAGAGAUAUUCAAUCAUUUUAUCUUCAGCCUCAGCUUUUUGGAAAAUUUAUUAAAGUUGAACUACACUCUCAUUACGGUAGUGAACAUUUUUGUCCAAUUUCAUUGUUUAGGGCCUAUGGAAUUAGUGAAUUUGAAGUAUUAGAAACAGAGACAGAAACAAAAGAUAUUUAUUACGAUGAUGAAAAACUUGAUGAUGAUGAAGAUGAAGAGGAUAGUGAAGAUGAUGAUAUGAUCAACAGUGAUGAUGGGGAGAUUUAUAAUGUUAUUAAUAAUAACAAUAAUAAUGAAAACAUUAUUAAUAAUCAUGAUGGUAAUGAAUCCAAAAAUCUUUUUGGAAGUGCUCGGGAUGCUGUUAUUAGUAUUGUAAAAAAAGCUGCUGAAGUUUUAGUAAAAACAGAAAAUUUCUCUGUAAAUAAUAAUAAUACAAAAACUCAAACUGAUAUCGUAAAUGACAUCGAUGAUACGUUUAUAGAUUGUAUAACACCAAGGUACACAAUUUUGUGUAACAAUUGUACAGAAAACUAUUUUGAUAAAGUAUUUGAACUUAUUAGUUGUCGAUUUAAAUAUCUUGAUUCGAUUCUUAAAAUAACUUUAAUCAAUCAAGCUAUAUCCGAAACUGAGGUAUGUGGAUUCAAUGGAGUGAAUUUCAAUUUUAAUCGAGAUGAUUCAAUUGUAAGAAAGAAGACUAAGAAUUUUAAUGUUUCUAAAAGUCGAUCUACUUCGUUGCUAAUAUCAAUUUUUAAGCCUGAAUAUAUUGUUGCUCUGUGUAAUAUUUUUGCGAUAAACGAACAAAAACUUCCUUUGAAUUCUACUUUUGUUGUCUCAAAUAAUUUAUCGAUAAACAAUGUUACACCCGAAAUAGCUUCUUUGUCAUCAGAAUCGUUAACCAGCGUGAAUAAAAUUUCAAAUUUAUGUACUCUAGAUUCUACAAAUUGUAAAUCGACUGUUACUCACUCCAAAGAACCUCAAUGUCAUUCGCAAGGGCCAUUUAUAAAAGAUGAUAUUUUUACGACAGACAUUAAAAAUUCUAAAGUUGUCAACCCGUCAGGAACAAUAGCCGUCAACGAAAAAGAAAUUUUGCUAAUUACACCUACUAAAACUUUGAUUGAUGAUAAUUCUGAAAAAAAGUCUCCAAUUACAAUCCUAGAACCAAGCAAAAGUCUUGCAGAAGAAACUGUACAAUCAGAAAGUAUAAUUUCUACUCCAUUAACAAAUUCUGAUGUUGGAACGUCGAAAGUUUUUGAAGAGCUAUCGUUAACAGAUGCAUCAAUUGAAUCGGCAUCACAGACCCUUAGUUCAUCAGUUGUGAAAAAUCAAGAGAAUAAUUACAAGUCAAUGACAGCAAACAAUGAUAAAGAAAAUAUAAUAAUUAAUAGUAAAAGUAUAACUAAAAUUUCAGAAGAAAAAGAUGGUAAGUCAAAAGAAAGAGAUCAAGAAGAUAUAAAAUUAACUCUUCAAGAACAACUUAGUCUAGACACUCUUCUUUUGGAUUUAAAAGCUUUAGAAAAUGAUCCUUCGAUUCAAGGAUCUACUGCAUUCACUGUGAUUCAACCAGUAGCUAGCUCAACUCCUCAACAAAAGGAAUCUGUUUUCUUAAGAUUGUCAAAUAGAAUUAAGACUUUAGAACGAAAUAUGUCGUUAUCAGCCCAAUAUUUAGAAGAGUUAAGCCGUCGUUAUAAAAAACAGGUUGAAGAAAUGCAACGAUCACUUGAACGGGCUACUACUACGAUAGGUGAAGAAUUAAAAAAAAAUGAAGAAAAAGAAUUGAAACGUUUAGAAGAAAUUACUCUUCUUCGAGAAGAAAUUUUGAGCUUAACUGAAUCUGUAGAAACGCUUUUAUAUGAUAAAAGUAGUUGGAAGAAUAAACUAUUAAUUUUUGGGCAACAUAUUGUUUUAAUUUUUGUUGAAAUCACUAUUCUUAUUAUAAUUAUAAUACUUUGCCGAAAACCAAGUGAUAUAAAAGAUGUUACAAUUAAAACAAAUGAUUUAAAUAAAGGGAUAACAAGAAGAAAAAGUGCUGAAUUAAUAACAGCAGGUUAUACUAAUAAAAAAUGUAGAAGACCAAGUGAAAUUGUUUCGCGUAUCAAAGGGAGCUAUCGAGACCUGAUGAUUGAUGAACGGUUGGAUACAAGGAAAGAACGAAAAAAGAAAAGAAGAAGAGAUUCUGCAAUAAGAUCAUCGUCCAAUAUCGAAAUUAACAAAAGUGCUAUACCAAAAACAGUUCUCCCAAAACAAUCUUUAUCAAUAAAUUGUUCUAAUUUCGAAGACUCGAAUGUUCAUCAAAUAAAAACAGUUGAUAUGUCAUCAGAUACUGAUGGCACUCCAUUAAAAAAUCAACUGUCAAUUAAUAAUAGUGAUCGUUCUGUAAGUAAUAUAUUAAAACAUCGGAUAGUUGUAGAUGAAAUUGACAGUACAUCUUUAGGCAAAAUUGUAAAUAAUUCUGUUAGUAGUCAAGAUUCGCCUGGUAUUUAUAGCGAUUUCGAACAUGAAAAUACGAAAAAUUCACCAAGAGGCUUAAGAAUUUUAAAAACAGCUAAAUUUCAUUCUCCGUAUUUCAUGAAAACGGCUUUUCAAUCUCGAAGUAAAAAAGAUAAAUUAGAACAUCAUAAUUUGCAGUCUGUUCAAUUUAUAUCUGAUAAUUGGGAAAAAUAUUCUCGAACUUCGGGAAGCUCAAGAUCAGGUCAGGAUAGUCCAUCAAGUUUGAGUGCAUUUUCGGAUUUGUUAUCUGUUAAUUUAAAUAAUCACAAUGUCAAUGGAGACUCUGCUAAAAAUAAUGGAAGUAAUAUCACAAGCUCUUCUGUUAAUGGUCACAUAACACCGACUUCUGAUGUUAAAAUAAAAAAAGAAGGAAGUCUGAGAAAAAUAGUUAAAAAAUUAUUUUGAUUUAUUAACAGUUACGCGAUUCAAUAAAUUAACAAGUGAAAUCAUUUGGAUUUUAAGUACUUACAACAAAUAUUUGUAAAUAAUGUACAAAUUUAUUACGUGUACAGAUAUUGCAUGAAUUAACCAACAGAAUUAGAAAUUAAAUUUUGACUUGGUACACGUGAAACUUUUGAAAAUAUUGUAACAGAAUAUCUAUCUCUUAAAUGGACAAAAUUAACAUCUAUUAAAGCUACACAUCUUAUAACAGAUUUCUUACUUAACGUCUAAAUGAUUUAUAAAGUUAAUUAUUUUGAAUACAUUUCACGUGGUAUAAUAUUUUAUGUAAAUUUGCAACUUAUUUGUGGCAUUUUUAUAUUUAUUUAUAAUUAUAAUUAUAAUAGGAAAAUAACAAAAAGAUUUUCAUUUUAAAAUGAUAUGAAAUAAUUACAUAGAUUAGAUAGGAAUAAAUUGACUUAUCGAUACAGUAAAUUUAAUGAUUAUAAAAAUGUUUACCAAAGAAAAAAUUUUAAUUGAAAUAUUUGAUAUCAACUCGAUUAAUUGUAUAUUUCCUCGCGUAGGUACCAACAUCUUUGUUGAGAAUUGUUUUACAUAUUUUUGGAUCAAUCAUCUGGUCUUAUGCUUUUUUGAAAUAACUUGUUGUAAUAACUGAAAUUUCAAACUUUUCUUUCUAAGUAUUUUCGAACGAAAAAAAAAAGUAGUUACCAUUAUAGAAUACAAAAAAGAUAAAGAUUCAGAUAAUUAGAAAGUACUCAUAUCAAAAUUAGGAACUUGAAAUAAAUUUAGUAAAUUUUUAUUUAUUAAGUGUUCAACUUAGUUUUAAAGAUUCUUAUUCAAUAACGAAAAAUCAAGUGUCUAAACUUUUAAUUUAUAUUUUUAUUUAUAUAAUUUAUAUUACUGCGUUUGAA